Molecule: messenger RNA, 1221 nt
Organism: Thlaspi arvense
Lineage: Eukaryota; Viridiplantae; Streptophyta; Magnoliopsida; Brassicales; Brassicaceae
Source: the annotation of a GenBank genome assembly
UUUACACACUCAUGACCAGCACGUGCGGACUUACCAGAGUGAACGAACCGUUAAGGGCCAUGGCUAAACCAAGUGGUGGCCGUCGCUGGCCUCUGCUUCGGGCUCAAGUUCAAGUUCCAGAUCAUCUCGAUCCCGCUCAAGUUCGAGUCCUUGGAGGUCUCUUUCGCGCUCCCAUUCCCACUCAAGAUGGGCGUCGUCUUCUUCUCCCUCGCGCCGUACAUGUCAUCGGAAAAGCCCCAAGGGACCUGCCCAAGCGAGGUCGCUAUCCCCAAUCUAAACGAACCUCAAGGAAAGCUUCAGCUUUUCUAGAAUCUGUUGUUCUUCAUAUUGAUACCCUGAGCAGGAAUGUGAAUGAAAGGCCAUCUGAAAGAAAUACUCGGCUCAAAUUGAUGGAAAUGUUGUUAGAGCAAAGUUCACGCUAACGCCAGAAAGUAUCUCCGCCUCCUGAACCUGAUAAUGUUGGUGCUGACACUGAGAAAGAUUCCACCACGACGGUCGGGAGAUUCAGCUCUACCGCGGAUUGGAGACUCUAGCCCUUCUCCGUGGAGGUACACCGCCCAGGCGCAGGCCUACUAGAAGACAUUCUCCUCUUCCAUUUAGGCGACGGUUACCUCUAAGGCCAUCUUUGCAGCUAUCCGAGAAGAUCUGCAGUCCGCAGACGUAACCGUACCAAUUCGUAGGCCUGCUCGUUCUCGUUCAAGGUCAAUACCACGCGGCUGGGGAAGAGGUCCAGCUGGAAGACGUAGAAGGUCAUCUUCCUACUCUAGUUCUAGUUCCCGUAAGGCUCCUAGGUGGAUAUCAAGGAGCCGCAGUCCUAGGAGGUCUUUGAGAGGAAGAAGAGGGAACAGCAGUAGCAGCACACGGCCACCUCGCAAAACCCAAGUAUCGUUUCUUCAAUCUCCAUGAAGAAAGCUUGGAGGGACCAAAUGAGAGAGACCUUGCAGGGACUUGAAGCAGUAGGCUCACGUAGUGAUGGAUUUGUGUAAGCUUCUUUUAAGAAGAACGCAUAAGCUGUUGUCUAAUCUCUACUUUUGAUUCAAACUGAUUAAACCAAUUCUUGAUCUGGUGAAAGUGAAUCAGUGAUCUGACAACAACAACCACCACCUUUGUCUUUGUCUUUUUGGUUGAAGUUAAUGUGGUUCAUGAUCUGAUGGUAACAAGUCAGUACAUUUCGAUGAAUAGCUCUCCUCGUAUUCAUGUACAUUUAUAAAAUAAUAUAUA